Messenger RNA from Thelazia callipaeda (thelaziosis nematode), 1962 nucleotides. The record is from the annotation of a GenBank genome assembly. Lineage: Eukaryota; Metazoa; Nematoda; Chromadorea; Rhabditida; Thelaziidae.
AUGUCUCUCACUACCGCGGCAACUUCGUCAGAUGACACUUGGGCAGUAACAAUAGCAGUAGCGCCAGCAAUACCACCGAAACCGCCAAGAGCACUCGUCAAAAUAGGCUUUUACGAAAUCGAAUCAACUAUUGGAAAAGGCAGUUACGCUCUCGUCAAACUCGCUCGUCAUCGCAUCACCAAAACAGAGGUAGCCAUUAAAAUUGUUGAUAAAGGUCGGUUAAACGACGCGAAUUUAGAUAAAGUUUAUCGAGAAAUUGAAGUAUUGAAGAAGCUCAAUCAUCCUUAUAUUAUCAGACUUUAUCAGGUUAUAGAAACAAAGAAUAUGUUGUAUCUUGUUACCGAAUAUGCUCCAAACGGUGAGAUAUUUGAUUUUAUAGCGAAGCAAAAUCGUUUAUCUGAGGAGAAUGCACGGCAAAAAUUUGCACAAAUUAUAUCUGCCAUUGAUUAUUUACAUAAUUUAAAAAUUGUACAUCGAGACCUCAAAGCUGAAAAUUUAUUACUUGAUGCAGCGCUUAAUAUUAAAAUAGCUGAUUUUGGAUUUAGCAACUUUUAUAGCGAUGAUUACACACUAGAUACAUUUUGUGGAUCACCUCCUUAUGCAGCUCCUGAAGUUUUCGAAGGAAAACGAUACAUAGGGCCUGAAAUUGAUGUUUGGAGCCUCGGUGUUAUCCUUUAUGUUCUCAUUUGCGGAGUACUGCCAUUUGAAGGCUCCAGCCUACAGUUAUUACGUGAUCGUGUUCUUAGUGGCUAUUUUCGGAUUCCUUAUUUCAUGAGUACAGAAUGCGAAAAUCUGAUACGCAAAAUGCUGACACUGGACCCGAAGAAGCGAGCUACCAUUGAGCAAAUUAAAAAACAUCAAUGGAUGCAAAGUAUUCAUAAUAAAUGUAAAGAAGCACAAUUUCUUGCUCCUUCAUACGAUCCAGUUGAACCCCAACAUCAAAUUUUGAAUCUUAUGCAGAGUCUUGGAAUUGAUUCUAACCUUACUUUAAAGUCACUGAAAAAUGAAUCUUAUGACAAUUUUAUGGCAAUAUAUAUGCUUCUGUAUGAUCGGUGGAGAGCUUCAUUAGCCAGUGUUGAUACACCCAAAAUAACACGUUAUCAAAACGAGGUUUCACAAAAUCGACCAUCGUUAGUGUCUUUGCGGAACCAAGCAACAUUCAAACCAAGUGAUUGUUUAACUACCAGCGCUGCUUAUAAAGAAUUCAAGCAAUUUUCACGCAAGCUAAGCAGUCAGUCAACUAUCGAUACAUUUAGUUCCAUUGAUGAAGAAGUGUCCAAUGAAUCGUCGAGUUCUGAUUUAUUUACAUCGCCAUUUGAAUCUUUCGAAGCAGAUGCUUUAUCAAGCUUCUCUAUACGGUCACCCAACAGUGAUGAUAGCAAUAGCUCCGGACCGUGUGGUCUAAAAAAUUCUUUAAUAAUCAGUAUUAAACAUUCAUCAAUUAGUAAGAACAAUCCUUGUCUAAAACAACAGGAGGCCAUAGUUAGAGGUGGUUGGCAAGCUAGUGAUAUUUCCUCGUUUUCAUUCGUACAUGGACCAUUUCCCGUUGGGCAUCUCACCAAAAAAACUGAAGCUAUGCAAGAAAUUUUGAGACUAUCGACAUCACUUGCUGUCACGCAACUUCAGAACUUACUAAUAAUACCUUGUAAAAUGGAAUUGGAAAGGCAACAACAUAUUAUGUCAACGUUGUCGAAACGGACUUCUUUGCCUAGAAACCUGGAAUUUCAACCCCAAAACUUGCUUAAUAGCAAACAAAGUUUACAUAUUCAAAAGCGUCCAAGUGCUAUACUUGGUACUUCUAGUGUCAAUUAUACGAAAAAUAUGUUCAAAAUACGUUUUACGCAGAAGCAAAUGAAAAACCGCCUGCAGUUAUCUCGAAAGCAGUUUAACAGAUCUCGCAAAAAUACUGUUUUACCACCAAUACGAAUUGAGGAACCUGUUAGAGUACUACUUUCAUCAUAG